Molecule: messenger RNA, 1519 nt
Organism: Helianthus annuus (common sunflower)
Lineage: Eukaryota; Viridiplantae; Streptophyta; Magnoliopsida; Asterales; Asteraceae
Product: probable nucleoredoxin 2
Exons: 3
Coding region: 130-1368 (412 amino acids)
Source: RefSeq, a predicted model, not a curated record
UUAUUAUAUUAUUAUGUGACCGUACGGCCGCACAAGAAUAUAAUGAAUCGAUCUCCACACACAGCUCCUUGGAGUUGUUUGUUGUAUUCCCUUUCCUUAUUCUAGAGUGAGAAACUACAGACGACAAAGAUGAGUCAACAGCUGUCUUCGAUGAAUACAACGUCGGAGCAACAGACGACGACUGACGUCAACCGCCACAAGUACUUCUCUCUCUUCGCCUCCGAUCAACGUGACUUCCUUCUAUCUCCUACCGGUGCUCAGAUAAAGAUUUCGGAUCUUGAAGACAAAACUGUGGGUAUUUACUUUUCUGCCAAUUGGUAUCCACAAUGUCAAACUUUUACAAAACUCUUAAUUCAAGUAUAUGAUCAAAUCCAAGCUAAAAAAGAUUCAAAAUUUGAGAUCAUCUUUGUAUCAUCUGAUGAAGACUUGAAUGCAUUCAACAACUUCUAUCAAUCAUACAUGCCAUGGCUUGCGAUUCCAUUUUCGGAUUUAGAAACUAAAAAGGCAUUGAACAAAAGAUAUGAUGUUGAGGGGAUUCCAUGCUUGGUCAUAUUACAACCCCAUGAUGAUGCGAGUGUGUUGCAUGAUGGAGUCGAGUUGAUUUAUCGUUACGGUGUCGAUGUGUACCCUUUUACUAAUGAGAGGUUGGAUGAGUUGUUGAGGCAAGAGAAGGAGAAGCAUGAACGGCAAACUUUGGUGAAUUUGCUCACGAAUCAUGAUAGAGAUUUUGUUUUGGCUCAUUCGGCAUCUAACCAGGUGGUAUCAGUUUCUUCCUUACUGGGCAAGACUAUUGGGCUUUACUUUUCGGCCCAGUGGUGCCUCCCAAGUCACAAAUUUACUCCCAAGUUGAUCUCCAUUUACCAAAAGAUAAAACAAAACAUAACCCAACAAGAGUUUAACGGAGACUUUGAAAUCAUCUAUGUCUCGACUGAUCACAACGAGCUAGAAUUUAAGUCCUCGUUUAGCGUUAUGCCAUGGCUAGCCCUCCCGUUUGGCGACCCGACCAGUAAAAACCUAACCAAGUACUUUGAUAUAAGAGGCAUUCCAAGUUUGAUCAUUAUAGGACCAGAUGGCAAAACAGUUACAAACAACGGAAGAAGUUUGAUUAACUUGUAUGAAGAGGAAGCGUACCCUUUUACUGAGGCUCGGGUUGAGCUAUUAGAAAAGCAGAUGGAUGAGAAUGCAAAGAAUCUCCCGAGCGUGGAGCUACAUUCGGGCCAUCGCCAUGAACUCUCCUUGGUGUCUCAAGGCAAUGGCGGGGGCCCCUUUAUAUGCUGUGAUUGUGAUGAGCAAGGUUCGGGUUGGGCUUACCAAUGCUUAGAUUGUGGGUAUGAAGUGCACACCAAGUGUGUUAGGCCGGUCGACUAGACGUUGGCUUUGGUGAAUGAGUGCAUUACAGUGGCAUUUGAAAACCUUAUUAUAAAUGUAUAAUUGGUUAUGGGUUGAUUGUAGAUUUUGGAAGGACUAAUUGUGUAUAACAAUAAUCUUGAAUUUAUAUUGUCCCCAUUUUGUGCUUUUC